Molecule: messenger RNA, 4600 nt
Organism: Anguilla rostrata (American eel)
Lineage: Eukaryota; Metazoa; Chordata; Actinopteri; Anguilliformes; Anguillidae
Gene: amot
Product: angiomotin
Exons: 14
Coding region: 805-3891 (1028 amino acids)
Biological process (GO): hippo signaling; angiogenesis; regulation of cell migration
Cellular component (GO): bicellular tight junction; plasma membrane; cytoplasmic vesicle
Molecular function (GO): protein binding; signaling receptor activity
Source: RefSeq, a predicted model, not a curated record
GCAGUUGCGCGCGCGGUGGAGAGCGCAGUGGGGCUGGCUCGCUCCUAGGCUGGUCUCCAAACGUACAAAAGGCUUUUGUCAUUUUUUACUUAAUGCCUGAGUGGCGUUUGCAAAAGCCAACGGGAACGCCAGCGAAUCUGGCCGACCUCCAAUGGCACACUAAGGAGGAGGGAUUUCCCACCCCAAAACUUUUGGAUUUCUGUCGGAUAGGAAACGAGGGGGUAGGGGGCUCUUGCGUAUUCUGCCUCUAAACUGAGAUGAAUGUGCUGCUGCCGGGACGUUGCGGUUUUUAGAAGGGGGCUGUCUUUCCUUGCAUUCUCUUCAUAGCACAGCCCAGUAGAGGGGGAAAAAAACUGAACUUCAGAGGAAACGAAAUGGGAAAUGCAGGAUUCGCUUUAUGGGGAAAAGUGCAAGAACAAUCGGACCAGUUGAACUUGUAGUGACUUGGCUCAGCCUUAAUAACAUUUUAGAAUCGUAGUUGGUGGCGAUUUUACACGAAGAUGUCUGCACGCGUUUAAGUCGCGAGGAAAGAACGAUCGCGAAGCGGCAGCAACGGAGCAGAACUUGUAAUUUUCAACAAUCAAGUUUCUCUAUAAGACGGGCUGGGUGUGUGGGACGUGGCCGAACGCCUCUACAUUUUGGAGCGGUUGGAGGAGCUCCUGGAGCGCUGGGAUACCCCGGAUCGGACCGGACCGCACCAUGAGGACGGGGCAGUGACACACGACCCGGACCAGCACAGCGGGACAGCCCUGUGCUGAUGUCCCAGACCCGACCUGUGUCCUAAAACGCUUUUAUUUGCCGCAGAUGUUUCGGAAAAAAGCUUCAUCCUCCUUGAGAAUGAGAAGAUUAUCAGAAAGCAAUAGAUGGAGCAUUGAGCGCGGACGCAGUUCCUCCUUUCAUGAGGUGCGUGGCCUGCGGGGGGAGGGGGACAUGAGGCCCACGGCUGAGGAAACGUCCAGCAGCAGCAGCAGCAGCAGCAACACCGUGUUACAGCGCCUCCUGCAGGAGCAGAUGCGCUAUGGCGAUAGCAGGAACUACAUGUCCCAGCAGCCUCAACAGCAGCAGCAGCAGCAGCAGCCGCAGGGCGGGGCGGGGGGGUACCCAGGGCCCGGCGGCCCAGGAGAGGACCACCCCAUGGUCCCGCACAUCGCCCGGCAGGAGCCGCAGGGCCAGGAGCUGCAGUCCGACGGGGGCCUGGAGAAACAGCUGAGCUCCCGCGGAGGAGGCGGGGCCGGGAGCGGCGGGGGCGGGGCAGGACCUGGGGGUGGGGGAGGGGGCGGUGGCCAGGGUCCCGAGGACCUGCCCACGUACGAGGAGGCGAAGGUGCAGUCGCAGUACUUUCGGGGGCCGCCCCAGCUGCCCCCCUCAGUGGGCGCGGCCUUCUACGUGACGGGGGUGAGUAACCCGAAGGUGCGGACGGAGGGGCGCGCGGCGGUGCAGCGGGUGAGCGGGGGGAAGGUGCACCAGGACGACGGGCUGAAGGACCUGAAGCAGGGCCACGUGCGCUCUCUCAGCGAGCGGCUCAUGCAGCUCUCGCUCGCCACCAGCGGCGUCAAGGCGCACGCCCCCGUCACCAGCGCCCCGCUGUCCCCCCAGCUGCCCCCCCCGGGGGACUACUACAAACCCGCGCAGCACCGCGGCCCCCCGCCCGACUACCCCUUCCGCCCCCCACCCAAACAGCAGCCGCUUCAGCAGCACCAGCAGGAGCUGGGACAUUACUACCCCCCCGACCCCCGCGCCAGCCAGCCCAGCCAGCACAGCCAGCACAGCCAGCACAGCCAGCACAGCCAGCACAGCCAGCACAGCCAGCACAGCCGCGGAGACCUGCCCCACGUGCGCUACCAGCCCCCCCCGGAGUACGGCUCCUUCAGGUCCAAUAAGGAGAGCUCAAGCCACUCCCACCGCCUCGCCCACCACCACAGCCCCACCUCCUCGGUCACGUCCGUGGGGUCCCUGUCCCGCGCCCAGUCCUCCACCCUCAGCAGCCUGAUGGGGGCGCACCACGCCCCCCCCAUGUCCCACCCGGGGGAGCCCUUCAUGAUGGGCCCCCGGAGCCCCCAAGGGCCCGGCUCACACAUGGGGGACCAGUUCAGCGGGGGCCCGAUGCACCCCCACCCCCAGCGCAGCCACGGCUUCCAGCCGGAACACUACAUGUCGGCCCCCAGGAGCCACGGCCACGCCCCCCCGCAGCAGCAGCAGCAGUACCCGCCCCCCCACGCCCUGCAGGGGGAGCCCUACGUCAUGGUGGCCCGCGCCCAGCAGAUGGUGGAGAUGCUGUCCCAGGAGAACCACCUGCUCAAGCAGGAGAUGGAGAUCUGCUGUGACAAGGUGGCCAAGUAUCAGAAGCUGGAGACGGAGAUCCAGCUGGUCUCUGAGGCCUAUGAGAACCUGGUCAAGUCCUCCAGUAAGAGGGAGGCGCUGGAGAAAACCAUGAGGAACAAACUGGAGCUGGAGGUGCGCCGAUUACACGACUUCAACAGAGAUCUGCGAGAACGCAUGGAGACCGCUAACAAGCAGCUAGCCGCUAAAGAGUGCGAAGGGUCUGAAGACAACCGCAAGACCAUCUCUCAGCUUCUGGCUCAGAAUAAGGAGACGCAGCGGGAGAAGGAGACGUUGGAGAUCGAGCUGAACUCGCUCCGCUCCACAAACGAGGACCAGCGGCGGCACAUCGAGAUCCGGGACCAGGCUCUGAACAACGCGCAGGCCAAAGUGGUCAAACUGGAGGAGGAGCUGAAGAAGAAGCAGGUGUACGUGGAGAAGGUGGAGCGCAUGCAGCAGGCUCUUGCUCAGCUACAGGCUGCCUGUGAGAAGAGAGAACAGCUGGAGCACAGACUGCGUACACGCCUGGAGAGAGAGCUGGAGUCACUGCGCAUGCAGCAGCGGCAGGGCGGGGCCCAGGGCUCCAGCGUUCCCGAGUACAACACGUCAGCGCUGAUGGAGCAGCUUCGGGAGAAGGAGGAGCGUAUCCUGGCUCUGGAGGCCGACAUGACCAAGUGGGAGCAGAAGUACCUGGAGGAGAGCGUCAUGCGCCAGUUUGCCCUGGACGCUGCCGCCUCCGUCGCCACGCAGAGGGACACCUCUGUGGGCAGCAGCCACUCCCCCAGCAGCAGCUAUGACACGUCGGUGGAGGCGCGUAUCCAGAAGGAGGAGGAGGAGAUCCUCAUGGCCAACCGCCGCUGCCUGGACAUGGAGAGCAGGAUCAAGAACCUGCAUGCGCAGAUCAUCGAGAAGGACGCCAUGAUCAAAGUGUUGCAUCAGCGCUCGCGGAAGGAGCCCAAGGCCGACGCCCCGGCCGCCAUGCGGCCGUCUAAGUCGCUGAUGUCCAUCGCCAACGCCGGCGGCUCGGGGCUGCUCUCGCACACGCUCGGGCUGAGCGGCAGCCCCAUCACCGAGGAGCGCAAGGACGACCGCAGCUGGAAGGGCAGCCUGGGCAUUCUACUGGGCCCAGAGUACCGCAUGGACUCUCUGCGUACGGAGUCCAUCUCCUCGUCCCCCUCGCCCGUCCUGCCCUCCACCCCCAUGGCGGCAGGACACUCCAAAACAGGCAGCAGGGACAGCUGCACCCAGACGGAUAAGGGCCAGGAGCCCAGCAAACCCAGCACCCCCGCCCUGCCCUCUGCCCCGGUCCCGACCCGCCUCACCAGCCCCAGCCCGGUCUACAUCCCGGACCGCAUCGCAGAUGUUCCUGCAUUCCACAGCAGUACCCUAGAAAGGAGGGCACCCGUGCAGCCGCAGUCGCAGCCACUUGCGCAGACGCAGCCGACGCAGUCCCUGUCGCAGUCUCUGUCUCAGUCUCUGUCUCAGUCUCUGUCCCAGUCCCUGUCCCAGUCUCUGUCUCAGUCCCUAUCGCAGCAGGAAGUGGACAGUGAGAUGGUGGAGAUCCUCAUUUAGAGCCCUUCCUCACCAGUGCAUUCAGAGACAACACACAGACACUGUCCCACGUGGGUGAAGGAUCUUCCUAUCUGUCCUCCCCCCCACCCACCCCCCCCCAUUUUUGUGUGAGUGAGCGUGCGUUUAAACACACUCCCCAUAAUGAGCAGGGCUGGUGCUGUCCCUCUGAAACAGACUGUGCAGAACUGGAGCCCCUUCUCCCUGCCCACUGGACCAAAUCUCUUAGCUUCUUUUUUCAUUUAUUGCACUAAGUCUUUUUAAAAAAAAUUUUUUUUACUACAAGUGUUUAAGUUUUAUUUUCUGUCUGUCUUAGGUAUCCUAUUUAUAAGUAGUUUAUAUUUACUCAUCUUAAACGUGGCACUUGGGUAGUUUGUGUAAUUGUAAAUCGCAAAAUCAUUCUAAACCUGUAAAUACUGUAUGAUGAUACUGUAAGGCAGGUUCUUUCUCUGUGUUUUUUUAACCCCUUGUACACUACGAUUGAGCUGAAUCGCUCUGUAACUUGGCCCUGCCAGAGAGGAGCAGGAUGCACUGUAAAAUACUGUUGGGCUGAAAGCUUUGAUUUAAAAGUGGGAAUCAUUUCUAACUGUGGACGGGGUGUAAUUUUGGGGGACCCCACUGGUUUGGGGUGUCCUGCAUGCUGUAGAUUAGUGUUAAGCACACGCUCCCCUGGAGUGCUUUUUUUUGGGCUUUGGGGUAAACAGAACAUUUC